AUGGGAAAAUAUAAACUAAUCUAUUUCAACCGGAUGGGUCGUGCUGAAGUGAUUCGUUUACUGUUCGCACAGGCGAAUGUAGACUACGAGGACGUUCGUAUCACUGACAGUGAUUGGCCAGCAUUGAAACCAAAGGUACCUUUUGGACAUGUUCCGGUGCUCGAAGAAGAAAGCACUGGUCGAAUGCUGGGUGAAUCGACUGCAAUCGCUUUAUAUUUAGCGAAGAAAUUCGGACUGAACGGACAAGAUGACUGGGAUGCGGCUAAGAUUCAAGAGCUUUUUGGUGCAACAACGGAUUUUGUAAACCAUGCACUUCCAUUUUACAAAGAGACGAAUGAAGCUGAAAAAAAGAAACUGAUGGUUGCAUUUGAGAAAGAUCAUCUAGAACCAUUUUUUACACAAAUUGAUAAGAUCCUUCAGCAAAACGGUACAGGAUUUUUUGUCGGAAAACAGUUGUCGGUUGCUGACUUGAAUAUGUUGUGCAUGAUUGGACUGUUCGGUUCGUUAUUCCCAACGACGGCUAAUAAUUAUCCACAACUAAUCGCAUUCAAAGAUCGCAUGAUGAGCCAACCGAAUAUCAAGAAAUGGAUUGAAACACGACCAAAAACCGAUUUUUAA
This is a messenger RNA of Anisakis simplex (herring worm), 618 nucleotides long. The record is from the annotation of a GenBank genome assembly. NCBI's taxonomy places the organism in Eukaryota, Metazoa, Nematoda, Chromadorea, Rhabditida, Anisakidae.